GAACCCAAACCGAUUCACCCUCCGCUGUCUUUCACUCAAGUUCUCGGUGAACCGAGUUCCGCUGUCACAGCAGACCAUGACAGACUCGGGGCCAAAGUUCAAAAUAUUCAAGUUUUUAAAGAUUAUUAUAAUUAGUCUCCUCGUUACAGCGCUGCUGUUGUUCACCGUCGCGUCUAUCAGGACGCUCUCCCUGGACGUGAAUGUCGGACUGAAGCUCGCGCGCUGGGAAAAGACGAGCAACGUCUCGCUCGUCAUAGACGACCACCAGCGAGAGCAGCUCCUCGCGCAUUUUAAAGAGGCGAUCCGGAUCCCCACGGUGUCCUUUUCGGGGGAGGAGAGCAACACCAGCGCGCUGCUUGAAUUUGACAGGUUCCUCCGGAAAGCCUUUCCAACAGUGUUCUCUUCAAGCUUGGUUCGUCAUGAAUUGGUGGCCAACUACAGCCACCUGUUUUGGGUGCAAGGAUUGCAGUCUGACCUGGUGCCAUACAUGCUGCUGGCCCACAUAGAUGUAGUACCUGCCUCAGAAUCAGAUGGCUGGGAGGCCCCACCAUUUUCCGCCAAGGAGAUAGAUGGCUUCAUCUAUGGUAGAGGGACCAUAGAUGACAAAGGCUCUUUAAUGGGAAUUCUUCAGGCACUGGAGUACUUACUGAUAAAAGGCUUUGCUCCACGGAGAGGAUUUUACAUUGGACUAGGUCAUGAUGAAGAAGUCAGUGGUUACAAGGGGGCAAUGAACAUAGUGCGUGUACUGAAGCAGCGUGGUGUGCAGCUGUCGUUUGUCCUGGACGAGGGCCUGGCUGUACUUGAUGGGGUCAUCAGUGGUCUUGAAGGACCUGCUGCACUGAUUGGGAUAAGUGAAAAGGGUUCGGCUACUGUGAAGCUUAGUGUGUUCAUGGUUCCUGGUCACUCCUCAAUGCCUCCCAGAGAGACCAGUAUUGGGAUCUUGGCUGCAGCAGUCAAAAGACUAGAGGACAACCCUAUGCCAAGGUUAUUUGGUCAUGGGCCUGAACGUGGAACAUUUGAGCAUCUGGCGCACAAGUUCGGACUUCCAAUGAAGUUCAUAAUGUCAAAUUUGUGGCUGUUUGCCCCACUCUUAGGCAGGGUACUUGAAAGAAAACCAGACACGAAUGCUUUUGUAAGGACAACCACAGCAGUCACCAUGUUUAAUUCAGGAGUUAAGGUGAAUAUCAUCCCAUCCCUCGCUGAAGCUUAUGUAAAUCUACGAAUCCACUCAGCACAGUCCCUCCGAGAGGUCCUGGACCUCAUCCGGUCCACAGUGGGGGACCAACGAGUGAAGCUAGAGCUCGUUGAUGGAUUUGACCCCUUGCCUGUGAGCUCUAUGGAUGAGACGUCGUUUGGCUACCAAAUCAUCAAGAAAACUGUGUUGGACAUGUUUCCAACUGUUACAGUUGCUCCAGGUAUCUGUAUUGGGAACACAGACAGUCGACACUUUAAAGACCUGACGAAUGAUAUUUAUCGCUUCGCUCCAAUCUGGUUUAAACCAGGUGAUGCACAAAGAUUCCAUGGCAUCAAUGAACGGAUUUCCAAAAAGAACUACGAGGAGCUUGUAGUGUUUUACUUCAGUCUGAUUAAAAACUGUGACAUUCAGAAGCUCCCUAAGCCUCACAGCUCUAUCCAUGAACUCUAAGGAUAGACAUUAUGGGUAAAAUGCAAUCCAAAAGUCUGUGUUAUUAGUAAACUGAAUAAUUAGUGGGACCUUGAAUCAGUGUAUUGGUCACUACAUUUUAAAUAAAAUGAUGUGAUCCUGCGUGAUUCUACAUUUUAGAGCCUGGCAAUACAAUUUCCCAUAGCUUUACAUUAACAGACUCUUUUUAAUAGUGUUUGAUGACAUACAGUAUUGACCUUGUUCUGAUAAAAUGACAUAUGAGACAACUUUGUGGACCUCUUCUGCAUUUGGGAUAACAAUUUUGCAAUAGUGUUGUAAUGAUUUUAAACAAUUUAUGAGAUAACUGAUACUUUUUUUUUGUUGGGCUGCUUAUAAUAUUGUUCUACUUGAAAUGAUGGUACAUAAUAACAUUAAUUAAAUGAGUGUAUGAAUACAUUUUGGCUGCUGAUAACAUAAAAUAUAAAAAGAU
Molecule: messenger RNA, 2093 nt
Organism: Cyclopterus lumpus (lumpfish)
Lineage: Eukaryota; Metazoa; Chordata; Actinopteri; Perciformes; Cyclopteridae
Product: N-fatty-acyl-amino acid synthase/hydrolase PM20D1.2-like
Exons: 13
Coding region: 77-1645 (522 amino acids)
Biological process (GO): amino acid metabolic process
Molecular function (GO): metallocarboxypeptidase activity; hydrolase activity, acting on carbon-nitrogen (but not peptide) bonds, in linear amides
Source: RefSeq, a predicted model, not a curated record